CAGGCUACAGAAUGGUUUCUUCUUCAAGUAGCCAAGCGCCGAUGGAACGUGAAAUGUCUGCCUCCAGGUGUGGCUCAAGUAGCAUGCAUAUCGCGUGCAUAACUGAAUCACACUGCCGCGAAACCCAUGGGGGAAGGAGGCUAAAUAGUGGCACCUGGACCAAAGCUCCGGAGGGGUUAUGGCAUCCGCCGAGUAUGUAAACAGGGCAGUUUCCCAUGCUCCUGAAGGGGCCGUGCGGUUCAUGAUCAUCGUCGCAACCCUGCUAUGCGGUUACUAUAGUAGAGGAUCAAUCGUCUUGGCUCUCCCCGUCCCUGAGAUGGCUCAGCUUCCGUCUGGGGCUGCCGGCGCCGCCGCCGGCGCGAUGGUAUACUCCUGCAUCAGCGAGAUUUGUAGUUUCCUCCUGCUGUGGUUGACCUGGUCGCAUGGCGAACAGUUCACCUAUGUUGCAUGCGUUGCCUACUUUACCCUGCUAAGCACGACUGGCUCGAUCAUCCAACAAGUUCACGAUAUCAUAACAUGGCGAGACAUGCUGUGGGAUCAGUUCAACAACAAGAAAUUGAACCCAAAUAAUCCAGAACAGGCUAUUGCCAAUGGCUCGGUUGGCAUGGACCUAGUUUUGUACUACAUUCAGUACUACUGUUACAAUGUAGAAGCAAUGUUUGUUAUGUUUUGGGCCAUUGCACUCGCACAAUCAGUUUACAAGCUGAGCGAACGCGGGAGACUCAGGCGAAUGUUACACAGAAUCAAUGCGGCCGGCAAGAUAAUUGCUGUCGUGUUUCCGCUUUGCACGAUUCUAUCACUGCGCAUACCCGCCUUGCAAAAACAGUUUGUUCCAUUUAUCCUAGUUGCAGAUCUGCCGCUCAUGUUAAGUCUCGCUGUGGGGUCUAGUACAAUGCUGGCCAUACUCACGAGAUACGUCCAAUCACGGAGGAAGUUAACAUCGUUCAAUGUCAGCUACGGGCCCUCGAGUCAAUCGGGGUCCAAUAGUGCCGACACAACAGUCAAUUCUUCUACGAAUAAGUCACAACCCACACGCAGUGUCUAUGACAGAUGGCUCAUGGGGCGCUUCACAAUCGCGUUCUUAGCACUCUCGAUCUUCGAAGUCACCAACACCUUGUUCCAACUAGCUUCCAUCGGCAACAAUAAAAAAGAUGAGAUUUUGGUCGAACCAGAUUUCAGCUUAGAACGCGCCAGGGCAACCUUCGCGCUCUUUCUCCCAGGUGUGACACCGGGCAUCUUUCUCUUCAUCAUCUUUGGCACGACAAGAAAUUGCCGAACGUUGAUGUUGGAAACUUUUACUUUACGAAGAUGGCGCAGGUUGAGGGAGGAGAAGAGGAACACUAUGGAGGCCUGCGCUGCCGGACGCAAAGACUCAAGGAAACCUCUUCCACCUCUGCCUAAGGCUCGUUGGGCGGAUGAGGCGCAAGGCGAGAGCAUCCAGAUGCGUACUCUCAGAUCGGAAAAUGCCAGCGAAAGCAAUCUCAGCGAUGGAGGAUCCAUUCUGCCCAUGAUGACGAAUGACAUAAAACAUCAUCUUGGGGAGGGUUAUAAAUCACCGUGGAGAUCACCAGCUUCAUAGAAUGCCGAGACUGAAUCCUUUUCAUAGAGAUAUUGUAUGUAGCAUGGGGUGAUAAACUAGUAAAUCACUAGGGCUUGACGAAGACAAAAAGGAAACUUGACGUCCGACCCAAAACUGUGAUGGCUGCUGUCUAGACAGAGGGUUCAGAGAGGAUUGCACAUCUUUCUCGAUGACAGGACCCGACGGCAAUUAGGCCAACGCCGGUUUCUGGAGAAUCCGCAGCAUAUCUCGGUCCGAUGGCUAAUGGGCAGCUAGCCAUUAUUUCCUUGGUGGUGGAAGGAAUCUGAAACUUUGGUGAAGAAGCGGUCACUUUCAAGCGGGCAGAUACGACUCUUGCAACGGCUUUCGAUUUAGAGUUUGCAA
Molecule: messenger RNA, 1942 nt
Organism: Colletotrichum navitas
Lineage: Eukaryota; Fungi; Ascomycota; Sordariomycetes; Glomerellales; Glomerellaceae
Exons: 5
Coding region: 179-1579 (466 amino acids)
Source: RefSeq, a predicted model, not a curated record